This is a messenger RNA of Gasterosteus aculeatus aculeatus (three-spined stickleback), 3841 nucleotides long. RefSeq names its product metadherin a (gene mtdha). The record is from RefSeq and is a predicted model, not a curated record. Gene Ontology annotation, biological process: positive regulation of angiogenesis; regulation of transcription by RNA polymerase II; negative regulation of apoptotic process. Gene Ontology annotation, cellular component: nucleus. Gene Ontology annotation, molecular function: transcription coregulator activity. Lineage: Eukaryota; Metazoa; Chordata; Actinopteri; Perciformes; Gasterosteidae.
GGGUCUGGUUUACUGGGAGUCCGGACGAGUCGGUGGUUUGUGGUUUUGUUGGGAUUCUCCCAUCAAUCGGAUGCGUUUAGCCACUCCUCCGCUCGCCGCCGUCGAUGACAGCUAACGGGUAGCUAACAGUUAGCUAACAGUUAGCUGGCGUUAUCGCGAUCCAGAGCAAGAUGACUCGGGACCUGCGAGGCGCCGCGCUGGAAAAAGCCGAGCUGCUUUCCGGCCAUUUGAAGGAGCUCGUGUCGACGGGUCAACAGUAUGUCCGCGAUCGGUUCGGGGUGGAUUUGGGUCUGAACCCUGACGUGUACCCGACGUGGGUCAUCCUGUCCACGGCCACGGUGGGUCUGCUCCUGCUGCUCCGUCUGUCCUGGGCCGCCGCCUGCGGCGGUCGGUUCGCCGGGAAGAAGCGGGGCUCGCCGGACCCCCGAGGUGCCGGGGAGCCCGGCAAGGCCCAAACGCCCAAACCGGAGGAACAAAAGAAGAGGAACAAAAAGAAACCGCUCGAUAAGAACACUCAAUCCAAUGGACAGCCGGUGGCUGCAGCUCAAGAUGCAGUUAAAGUUAAAGCGACCGUCGUGGUUCCCAAGCCAGCCCCCCAGGUCAAAACCCAGAAGGUGCCUGAGGUGCAGGCCGCGGUGCAGGUGAUGAAGAACAAGAAGAAAACCAAGACGAUUGUGAAACCAGCUGUGAAACCAGCCCAGCUCGUUUCAACAAAUGACGGGAAGGAAACCGACGAUGCGGGCAAUUGGGAGACCAAAGUCAGUAACCGAGAGAAGAAGCAGCAGCGCAGGAAGGACCGGGGCCCUGAGGACUCUGGGAGCCCAGGAGGGCUGCAGGCUCCCAAGGGCAAUGUAGAGACACCUGCGGCCACAGCGCGCGUCAACACCAAGAAGAACCGAGGAAACACCGAGCCCUUGCAGUCGAGAACCGCUGGGAAGAGUGAGACUACUAGGAGAGCUGUGUCGUCCGCCCGGAGAGAGGAGCCGUCAGUCAACGGGGGCGGUUGGACCGAUGCGUCACGCCAGACGGGCUCUGGCGUCCCCGCUGCUACACAUUACAGGGCCGCUCCGAGGCCUCAGACCUGGGGACAGGAGACACCAGCAGCGUGGAGUGGCAUCGAUGGCCGAAAAAAGGCCGACAUCAACCCUGUGACCUUCUCCAUGCUGGGACCAAACGCCACAGCUGUCUCCUUAGAAACCAUAUCAAAUUCAAUGGAGUGGGCGAAGCCCCCCGAUGUUGAUAAUGAAUGGUCCGGAUACAAUGGGAAGGCAGCCGCGGACCACAGCUGUGACUGGAACGCCCCAGAAGAGCACUGGGGCAACUACGAAGAGCCACCUGUGUUGGUGACACCAGCGCCUCCGCUAAAGGAACCGCCGGUUCCCAACAAGGUAUCGGAGGAUGAGAAGGACGCCGAGGACCCUUCCGGCGGAGGAGACAAGUCCAAGAAGAAGCGGAAAAAGAAGCAGAAAACCGAAGAGGAGGCCGCGUCUGAGGCUCAGACGGUGAGCACGGUGCCUCUGGUCAAUGCAAAGGCCAAACCUCAGGAGCCGAAUGCCAGCGCGAAGAAGUGCGAGCAGGCUGCGGAGCCUCCGAAACCCUCCCAGAAGAAAAAAGUCCGACGGGAAACCUGAAGUCACAGAGAUCCAUACGAAGCAUAUGCAAAUGAUUGUAAGACGUGUCACAUGCAAUAAUUACCAGGUACAGAGUUCCUUUCUGAGAUCCAUUAACAGUUAUUUAGUUACCGAAACAAAAAUAAUCACGGCAAAGGAUUAUUACCUGCUUGGCUAAAUAUAGUGAUGAAUGGUGGUCCUGUGGACUCAAAUCUUAACUAAUUUGCACUAUUUUGAUCGGAGUUCCUGGGGGAGGUCAGACCUGCAGUCAAAGUACAUGUUUGUGUAAUUAAUGUGUCCUGCAUCAAAUGUUUCUUUUUUUGUGUUUUUUUUCCCGUCCACAAGUGUACAUUUAUAGUUGUUUGCCCAAAAGUACAAAGCAGGUUUUUUUAAAUCACAAUUUACAAGAGAAGAAAAAAAGUCUUGUUCCCCAAAAUGAUGCACUUUCUUUUGUUUGCUUUGCAUCUGCGCCGCUUUCAAUAUACCUGAAAAGUCUGGGCGCGAGCUGCAUGUGAAGGGCCGGUCUCAGAUCAGCAUACGCUCUGGUACGUUUUUAAAGUCUAUGAAAACCGGCGCCCAUGUGUUCAUUGGGAGAGUUGAGGGCCUCCCUUUUUGCUCAGGCCAUGAGCUAACAAAACCCCCAUAGAGAAAAUACAAUGUAGAAAUUAAGGGUUUUUUAAACAAAGUAAUGGCCUUUUAGAAAACUAAAUGUUGUCUCUGUGUUUUCCCCAAUUCCAAUAGCUUUGCUGAUAUGACAAAACCCUGACUAUGAACCUUCAUGUGACUCCCGGGACAAAGUUUUAAUUAGCUGAAUCUGCUGACUGCUGUAUUGCUUUUGUUUAGAAGUUGUUGUUUUUUUAUACCUUUUUAUAUUCAACGUGUUCCCACGAGUAGUCCGCACGGACACGAGAAGUGACCUAGAACUCACUCGCCUCAAACUUCACGUGAGUGGUAAAAUCGGUUUGCCUUUGAAGUAAUACCUCAACUAAAUAUAUCCUUGCAGUACAAACACUCACUUCAUGAAGAAUGGCAGCUGUUAUCAGGUACCUGGCCACCGAAACCGAACUCCACCUCCCUGCAACGUAAUCCACCUCUUCAGCCUCCAUCCGUGUGUUUUUUUCUGUUCAAAAUGUUCAAUGUUUCGACACAAUAUGGCUAAAUACGCCCCUGUCUGAGCUUCAGAGCAGAGAGUCACAGCAACACACUACACCGAAGAAUUGAGAAGGAUUUUCCUGAAACUCAGCUGAAAAGUAACUAAUUCAUCAGUUAUGGAUCUGAUAUUGUCUUCAAAGACGACGCUUCAUCCGGAAUUUGGAUUGACGCUGAGGACUGUUGAGCACAGUGGCUGAUAGGAACCACCGGGAGGCGCUGUGGUGUGACGGAAAGGACCAGGCGGGAUUAUCACAGCAGUAUUGCCCCCUGACUAGUGUCUGUCUCUAUCUGGCCAGACUAUGUUGGUCUUAACAGUCCCUUCUGCACACAUUUUAUUUUUUUCUUCCAGUUAUUUGCUAGAUAAAGCCAUAUGUACAGACUGAGGGCUUUUCUUUGUGAUUGCACUGUGCUAAAGGCUGUACGGAGUUCCUUUUGAUGUCGAUUACUGUUUUUGACUAACUUUUUGCAGAAUGUGAAAGUCAGGAUUCAUUAAUAGACAUCUAAGUUGGUUUUAAACAACAAAUUAAUAAUAAAUAUUAAAGGAAUUUAAUUCCGUUGCCUUAACCUAAUGUUUGCAUUGGCAUCCUUUUUUCAAUUUUUUAUGUUCCAACAAAUUGCAAGUUUUGAUGUCAGUUAUUUUCUUUCUUGCAUGACUUUGAUAUUCGUACUUGUGUACAAAACAUGAAAGAUCUCCUGCUUUUAACCGUUUAUACAAGGUUCUGGAGAACCACUCCGUGUAUUGUUUGAUUUUUUUUUUUUUUUUUUUAAUAAGACCAAAUGCAGCUUUUCUCUUGGCACCCUAUUGAGUGGACAUUAUCCUGAGUCUGUGUUGGAGGUCACAGAGCUUUGGUGCAUCGCGGUGUUGCUGCUGGUGACGCGCAGCUGAUGGAACAAAAUUAUACGUCGCUGCGGCUUCGGGUGCGCUUUUCUGUUUUAAUUUCUACUGAUGUUUCAAAUUGAUUCAAUGUAUUUAUAUACUUGUGACACGUAGGACACGGGGCUCGGAAUAAUUCUGUUCAUUGAGAUACAAAGGAUAUUUCUGCUUGUUUGGUAAAAAAAUAAAUGAGAAUUGCUUGAUA